Molecule: messenger RNA, 2802 nt
Organism: Coccomyxa subellipsoidea C-169
Lineage: Eukaryota; Viridiplantae; Chlorophyta; Trebouxiophyceae; Coccomyxaceae
Exons: 15
Coding region: 1-2802 (933 amino acids)
Biological process (GO): positive regulation of GTPase activity
Molecular function (GO): GTPase activator activity
Source: RefSeq, a predicted model, not a curated record
AUGGUUUCCGAUGAUGAGGACUUUGUAGAUUACACGACUGUGACUCCAUGGGAACGGUUUGAGGCUGUGGUUGAGCGAGUCCUCUCGUGCUGGAUCACCGCGGGUCUUGAUGAUCUAGAUCAGCUCCCCGGUUCAAAGGUGGGCAGGAAGGAGGGGGUGCAGGAGGUUCAUGUCAGGCUACAGCACCAACUGCCCUUCCGCCAGGAGGCAUACUUGCUUAUUCUCCAUCUUCCGGACGACAAGAAGGGGUCAAGAGACAUCAGCAGGGAGCCACCUGUGACCACAGCCCAGGCAGCUACCAUCCCCCACAUCAGGACAGAGGCAUGCAUAGCGGACGAUCACGCACCAGGCCCAAGCACACCAGAGAAGGCCCACUCGGACCCCUGCUUGAGUGGACUGGACAGCGGGCACACAGCAGCAGUGAUCGACCUCAGCGGGUCUUCAGAUGCAGACAGUGGAGACGUCAUUCUGGAGGGUAGCACGCUGAGGAGUGCCCUGGCCGUGGCGCUGGCGGCGACAGGGUGUCCCUGGCCGGCAUUUGUGCCGAUGCAUGACCCUCUGCGCGAUGCGUACUGGGGCGUGGCGGCCACCGGACGGGGCGGCAUUGUUUUCCUGGAGACCGACAGUGUGCACAUCAGCCAGCUGCCCCCGCACCUGCUCAGGGUGGACGGGCUGCUGUCUCUGUUCUCACAGCGCCUGGCCGCGCAUGCGCCGCUGGCCGCAGCCGCCGCCAAGGCCGUCGUGGAUGACACAUCGCUGGCGUCCAUGGCGCUUACUGCUGCCGGCCGGCCGCCAGCCGCCUACGCGCGCCACGUGGCCGUCUCCGAACGGCGCACCUUCCGCGUUCCGCUCCCCCUCCUGGAAGGCCACCUGGAGAUGGACCUUGUGUGGGAGAAUAUUUCUGCGGCAGCGGCUGUGCAAGGUCAUGCCACAAGGACCGGCUCAGCCUCACACUGGCGACUGCAUGUCCUGGACCCUGCGCAGGCUCCCUCCUAUGGCCACCGACUGUUUUCUCUGAAGAGCAAAGAGCCCGAGAGGAUCCACCUGCGCCUGUGCAAGGAGCACUGCCAGCGCAGCCAAGGGCCGGACAACUACGCCCCGAAGGACACGAGCUUUGCUGGGAUGCUGCGCGCUCUCGCUGCAGGGGGCAGGGCUGCCAGGCUCGCCAAGUCCAUGGGGCAGCUGGCGUCGGAGGAGUGGUGGGGGCGGCAGGGGACGCAUGUGCCGGGCAUGCCGCCGCCGUCGGUGCUGCAGGACGUGGGUGCUUGCGUACCAGCAGGGAAUGUGAAGGAUGCAGCUGAUUUGGACGCGCUGCCCGGCACAGAUCUGCUGCUCGUGCCCGGCAGUGCACCGGCAUCUUCGCUGGCAGCCCGCCUAGCGCUGCAUGCGCUGGUCUUCCAGAGCGCUCGCGCCGUGGCUGUGCUCUGGGUCAGGAUGGUGCGGGAGCUGCGCUUCGCGCACUGGGAGGCGCAGGAGCAGCUGCCGCGCAUGCGCAGGCGCAGGGCGCAUGUGUCUCAGAGCGCGCCCGGCCAGCAACACAACCGCCAUUGGGACGCCAUCAAGCACCCGCAGGCCCCGGAGGCGCCUGAUCUGGCGGCGGGCCUGCUGCACCAGAAGCUGCAGAUGCUCAAUUGCUGCGCCUUCCUGCGCCGGCACCCGGAGGCCGGCUUUGUCAUCGCGCCAGCUGUCGCCAGACAGCAGAGUGCAGCAGUGACAGACAGGGCAAAUGCGGGCAGCAGUGGCAUAUUAGGGCUGGCACAGGAGGUGAGGAGGCUUGUCGGGGAACGCAGAGCGCCCGGUCCGGGCGAGGAGGCCAGGGACGGCGGCUCCGCAGCAGCGUCGGAUACGGACUAUGCCAGCUGCUGCGACGACCUGGCUGCUGCAGCGGACCUCGAUGCGGUGGCUGACAGCUUUGCAGAGCCCAUGGAAGUUGACGCGGAUGUGCAGUUCCCGUCGUUCGAGCUCCGGCUGCCGUCGCCCGUCACCUCGGACAUGGUCGCCGAGCAAGAAGCAGCCCGGGCUGCGCUAGGCGAGGCGGGUGUGGCGGCCAAGGCGCGUAUGCAAGGCUCGGUACUGCUGCAAGCCAUGCAGGCCUUCAAGGAUGCUGUGGCUGGGGCUGCCCUGGACGACUUCCUAGAGUGGCAGAUGCGAGUUGGCGCCAGCGUCGGCGUCCCUUCAGACACCUUUGCAAUGAAGGAGGCGUUGGAGGAGGUGUGGCAGAGGGCGCAGCCGUUGCGUGCGGCGGAGCAGAGGCCGCUGUGGAACGCUGAGCUGGAGGGGGAGCGCGCGCUGCACUGGCUGGAGACGCUGCAGCCCGACUGCGGCUGGCGGCAGCUGCUGCUGGCCGCCCUCAACGCCGCCGCCCUGCUGAUCUCACGCUGUAAAGGAGCCACGCAGCCCGCCGCCUCUGCAACGCUUUCAAGAUUUUGGCAGGAGGCGCAGGAAGUGCUGGGCCAGGGGGAUCCCAGUGAGGAGGCCUUGGUACGGGUGAUUAACAGCUUUGCGUGGGCCGAGCGGGUGGUUGUCGUUGCAGAGGCGCUGAUGGCCCGGCUGCCCGGCCGCCCCGGCCUGGCUGCUCGGCUCCUCGACGCCUGCCUGCAGCCUGGAGACGAUCCCCCACAACCGCCUACAGUGAGGCUAUUGCAGUGUGAGUACGGAGCUUCUGAAGGGCAAGCAGCAUCAGCGGUGAAGACUGGAGAAGCAGGAAUGAGUGGCAGCAAACAUGAGCAUGUGCACCAGUUGUAUGCGCGAGUGCGGCCUGGCGAGUUGCGCAUCGCAUCCGUUGUUCUCAUGGAGUCGUGA